AUGGCCAAAGGUGGAAAAGGCCCUAAGGGCAAGAAGAUAACCCUCAAUGUGGCUAAGAAUUGUAUCAAAAUCACAUUUGAUGGGAGAAAGCGCCUCGACUUGAGCAAGAUGGGAAUUACGAACUUCCCUAAGUGUAUUCUGAGACUCAAUGAUAUAGAUGAGCUUGAUCUUAGCCGGAAUAUGAUCAAGAAGAUCCCUGAUUCAAUCUCCAAGUUCCAGAACCUACGGUGGCUGGACCUGCACAGCAACUACAUUGACAAGCUCCCUGAGUCCAUUGGCCAGAUGACUACUCUGCUCUACCUCAAUGUCAGCAACAACAGGCUGACUACUAACGGGCUGCCUGUGGAACUUAACCAGCUCAAGAACAUCCGCACUGUGAAUUUAGGCUUGAACCACCUGGACAGUGUGCCCACCACGCUGGGUGCUCUGAAGGAGCUCCAUGAGGUAGGACUCCAUGACAACCUGCUCAACAACAUCCCCAACAGCAUCUCCAAGCUGCCCAAGCUCAAAAAGCUCAACACAAAGCGAAACCCCUUCCCCAUGGCAGAGGAGGCUGAUGCAUUCAUAGACUCCAUCAAGAGGCUGGAAAACUUAUACCUGGUCGAGGCCAAGGAUCUGUGUGGGCCUUGCCUGAGAAAAUGCCAGCAGGCCCGAGACAAGCUGAACAGAAUAAAAAGCAUGGCUGUGACAACACCAAGAAAGGCCAUCUUCAGCAAUUUGGUCUCACCCAACUCCAUGGCCAAGGAGUCUCAAGAAGAUUGGAGGUGA
This is a messenger RNA of Phyllostomus hastatus (greater spear-nosed bat), 768 nucleotides long. It is a transcript of the gene LRRC18, whose product is annotated as leucine rich repeat containing 18. The record is from RefSeq and is a predicted model, not a curated record. Gene Ontology annotation, molecular function: protein binding. NCBI's taxonomy places the organism in Eukaryota, Metazoa, Chordata, Mammalia, Chiroptera, Phyllostomidae. The transcript has a single exon. The coding region runs from base 1 to 768 and encodes 255 amino acids.